Thecamonas trahens ATCC 50062 is the source of this 432-nucleotide messenger RNA. RefSeq names its product mitogen-activated protein kinase scaffold protein 1. Gene Ontology annotation, biological process: cellular response to amino acid stimulus; positive regulation of TOR signaling. The record is from RefSeq and is a predicted model, not a curated record. NCBI's taxonomy places the organism in Eukaryota, Apusomonadida, Apusomonadidae. The coding region runs from base 7 to 432 and encodes 141 amino acids. The transcript has 2 exons. Gene Ontology annotation, cellular component: Ragulator complex.
GACGCCAUGAGUGAGUACAGGGCGUUCUUCGAGGAGCUCCUUACACGGGUCCAUGGCCUGGAGUCUAUCCUUCUCACCGACUCGCAGGGUGCUGUCCUGCUGCAGGUGACUCGGCCGGUUGCCGAGGACAAGGUCGAGGGAGCGGCUGACGGGGCAGAGGCUGAUGCCGGCGAGGCCACUGUGCUCGAGCCUGCCAUGUCGGGUGUCUUUGUCAUGGCCUGCGAUCAGGCCGCCAAGCUCGGCAUUGGCGCUACUUCGUCUAUGAUCUCGUACUACGAGAACAAUGUCAUUGUCCAGCUCAACGUCGCCCCGCUGGUCCUCUCCUUCAUCGGCUCGCACCAGGUCAACGCAGGCGCCGUCCUCGCCAUGGCACCCGAGCUCUACGCCGGCCUCGAGCCGCUCUGCCGCGUCGUUAUGGACUUUGAAGAGUAA